GUUCGGUUUUGCCCUUGAGUAUGUCAGUGCUGUUACAAGCACCGAGCGUACCGGUUAACUGGAUCAAGUCAACGCGUCUUGAAAGACAGUCUCAGAUUUCUUUCCAGAAGCGACGAAGAAACUCUGGAAAAUGAAGAUCGUUUUAUUAGUAUUGGCCUGCGUCGCCGGCACCAUUGCCACCGAAAAUUCCGUCGAAAAACAGCUACUGGUGGCUGCCCCAACCGGUAAAAUUCGCGGUUCGGUCAUGACUUCGCGACUCGGAAGGACCAUUUACUCGUUUCGCGGCGUGAGAUACGCCGAGGCUCCCACGGGACAUCGACGUUUCCAGCCACCGGUUCCAGCAGCAGACUGGCAGAGCGUUUUUGAUGCCAGCGAGGAAGGGCCCAGUUGUCCUCAGUCGAAAGGUCAAUUGCAAUCCGAAGAUUGUCUGCGUUUAAACGUGUACACUACGAAAUUGCCCUGCAAAAACGAAAAUGUAUCGAGACCAGUGAUGGUGUUCAUACAUCCGGGCGGUUUUUAUGGCUUUUCGGGGCAGAGUCUGCUGUUCGGGCCGCAGUAUCUUCUGGACAAAGAUAUCGUUUUGGUCACAAUCAAUUACCGUCUCGGAGCGUUAGGUUUCUUGAGCACCGGUGAGAAUUUGGCGCCAGGUAACAUGGGUCUGAAAGAUCAGGUGGUGGCCCUUCGUUGGGUGAAAAGAAACAUCGCCGCGUUCGGUGGCGAUCCGAAUGCUGUUACUUUGUGCGGCGAUAGUGCCGGUAGUCUCAGUAUUAUGCUGCAUAUGGUGUCCCCUAUGUCCGGAGAUCUGUUUCACAGAGCUAUCUCGAUGAGCGCCUCGGCCAUGGCCCCGGAUGUCUACUCCGGAAUUGCAACCAACGGGCAGAAACAGCUCUCUACGAAACUGGCCAGGUUGUUGGAUUGUCCCACCGACUCAACCGGCUCGAUGUUGCUCUGUUUGUGCACGAAACCCGUUGAGAACUUUACCGACACGUUGGAGUCGUUGUUUGAUUGGCGUGGAAAUCCAAUUUUACUCUGGAAACCAACGAUCGAGCCCCAAGUCCGCGGCGUCGAGAGAUUCUUGACCGCUCAACCGUACGACUUGAUCAAACAAGGAAAAUUCAAACAGGUUCCUUACAUUCUCGGUGUCACGGAGAACGAAUUUGGCGGAGUAGCUUCUCUUUAUGAAAAAGACGCGUUAAACAACGGUACACUGUACGAGGAACUUGACGAGAACUGGAACCGCCUUUCCCCGAUUAUAUUCUAUUACGAACGCGACACACCGCGAUCGAACCACAUCAGCAACGAAUUACGGCGAUUCUACUUCGAUGAUCAGCCAAUCGGUUCGGAAACUAUUCAAGGACUUUCCGACGUGUAUGCCGACGGAAUAAUUAUAUUUAGCAUGUAUCGUGCGGCUAAGAUAUUUGCUUCGAAGUCCAACCAGCCGGUAUACUUUUACAAAUUUAAUUACAAGUCGCGCUACAGUUUUCGGAUGUGGAACGACACCACGCCGUUCGAUGUAGAUCAUCAGGACGACCUGCAGUACCUUUUCUAUAUGAAGCAACUCUUCCCGUACUUUGAACCUGACGCGCCUGAAAUCCCAAUGGUGGAAGUCUCCACCUCGAUGUGGGCUAAUUUUGUAGAAACCGGUGAACCAAUUCCUAGGAACGACGAUAGAUUCAAGGGUGUAACUUGGAGUACAUUCGUACCCGCGAGAACUAAUUUCUUGGAGAUCAGUCCUCGUCCAACCAUGAAAAAUGUCUUUUUCCCCGAUAGAAUGCGAUUAUGGGAAAGACUGUUCCCUUUACCGUCGGACACGAAAAACGUGAAACACUGAACGCAA
Messenger RNA from Colletes gigas, 1837 nucleotides. RefSeq names its product esterase E4-like. NCBI's taxonomy places the organism in Eukaryota, Metazoa, Arthropoda, Insecta, Hymenoptera, Colletidae. Bases 131 to 1831 code for a protein of 566 amino acids. The transcript has 8 exons. The record is from RefSeq and is a predicted model, not a curated record.